Molecule: messenger RNA, 402 nt
Organism: Cyclocybe aegerita
Lineage: Eukaryota; Fungi; Basidiomycota; Agaricomycetes; Agaricales; Hemipholiotaceae
Source: the annotation of a GenBank genome assembly
AUGAAACUCCCUUCCUUUUCCUUCCCAUUUCGUCUUCUCCGGCCUCACGCGAUAACGGCAUUCAUCUGUUUGCUCCUGACCUCCACCACCGUCGGAAACCCACUGCCUUCUCCUUCCUCUUUUCUCCACUCCAUCCUCCACUCCGCUCUUAAACUCAGGAUGGAAGGGCUACAACUCCACGACUCCGAACGCGUAGAAAAAGAACAAGAACGCGAGAGGAACGAAUGGCAGCUGUCUUCCAGCACGUGUUCGGGUACUGCUUGUCGAGUCGAGUUUUGCUGUGUCUCUUGCUACGUGGAGGGGAGAAAGUCAUGGGCUGAUCCUGGAGGACAGGAUGUCCAGCCAGACGAGAGGACCCACCUCAUACCCGCGCUGACCAAGCCUGUUGGGUACAGUUCGUAG